AUGGACCAAGAAGAAUGUCGUUACUAUCAACUUCAUAUUUUGCAAUAUAUCGAUCGAUCAACAGAACCAGAUGAGUUAAUGUUAAUGCGAUCAACAUAUACCAGAAAAAAGUACUACGGCUCAUCAAAUCUCAACUUUUUAGCUCUUAGCUCAACACAUCGGGAUAAAAAUGAGGUUGUGGUAAAUGACUUCAAAUUAAUUGAAAAGAGAAGAGAUUACUUGAAAAAUGAUGCAAUAAGUGCUGAAAAGGAUGAAAUAAAUGAUGGCAAGGAUGCUCUGAUUGAUGGUAACUGUUGUGAUACCGAACAUAAUAAUUGUCAUCAGAUAGAUGACACAUCUUGA
Molecule: messenger RNA, 342 nt
Organism: Loa loa (African eye worm)
Lineage: Eukaryota; Metazoa; Nematoda; Chromadorea; Rhabditida; Onchocercidae
Exons: 3
Coding region: 1-342 (113 amino acids)
Source: RefSeq, a predicted model, not a curated record